UCGUACAGGAUUAGUGCUGAACCCAAGUUUAAAAGGUAUAUUCCAGCGGUUCUUUGGAGUGAUGGCGGGACUGGCGGAAGAACAGCCGUUUCACGUUCUUGAGACUGGCAGCUGGCAGGGGGAGUCGGCAUCAUGGAUCGCGGAGCAUGUUUUGAAACAUCCAGAAUCUAUUCUUGUCUGCCUGGACAAAUGGAAUGGGAGUCCACCGCCAGAAAACUCCGGAUACGACAUGGCUGCUAUAGAGGACCGAUUUCGCUCGAACAUGGCUAGGAUCCCGAAUGGCGAUCGUGUGGUUGCCUUCAAAGGCAGCUCUCUUGAGUCUCUGGCAAACAUCCUGGCCAGCGGGCUUGAUUCUCGCUUCGAUGCUGUCUUGCUAGAUGGUUCACACGAGAUGAAUGAUGUGUUGGGGGACGCGCUCUUGUCGUUCCGCAUGCUCAAGGUGGGAGGUGUCAUGAUCUUCGACGACUACUGGAUGCGAGGGGUAGCGCAAGCGACAGCAGCAUUCGAGGAAGCCCUCGGAGACUACCUCGAAGUUUUGCACAGCGACGAGACCCAUCUGGUGGUGAGCAAAGCGGCCAACAAACGCUUUGCGACACACGGCAGCGAACUACUGCUAGGCGACAGUUCAAGACUGCAGAAGCUGACCAGCCGGAACCCCACGGCCUCGACUGCAUAA
Messenger RNA from Ectocarpus sp. CCAP 1310/34, 676 nucleotides. The record is from the annotation of a GenBank genome assembly. Lineage: Eukaryota; Phaeophyceae; Ectocarpales; Ectocarpaceae.